UUGAACCCCAAAUUUUGCAAGCCCACCCACCCAGUACCCAAGGGCUCCCAAUUCACAAAAAACCCCUCAAAUUGAAUUCGAAGCGGACUCCAGAAAUCAAUAAAAACCUGAAGAAGAAGAAGAAUAUCAUCCCAAAAACCUCACCUAACUGAUCCUGCUGUCAUGGUUGCCCUCACCACUUUGGCGCGUUAUAUUGCCAGCAGGAUGGAAUACUCCGUUAAUUUGAGCUUCAAGGUUAAACCCUCGUCCCCUUCUCAUUUCUCUCAUUCAUUAUCAAUCAUUCCUGCUACUUAUUUCGAAUGCCGCUCAGAAAUGGAUUACAAUCCAGGGCAUCUUUACUUCAUAGUCUUGAUUGUUUGUAAAGUUCUGUUCUUUAUGUGUUUAAUCAAUGGAUUUAGGUGGAGCCAUGGAAAUUGAUCAAUACAAGGGGAUAAGGGGUUUUGCUUGCUACGAAAUAAGGCUAAUGGUCUGUCUAAAUUUGAUUUGAUAUGAUGUUUGGUUGGUGGUUCUACUAUUUGUUGCAUACAGUUACCUUAUAUUUGUGUAGUUCUUUCGUAUUCCGGCUAUUGAUAUCCAACAGUUAUCACCUGUCCGCAGAUGUUGGUGUAUGUAUUGUGUAAACCUAGCUAUUUUCACAAAGCAGCAUUCACGAUGAAGGUUUUGUUAUGUUACCAGUCCACUGUUAGCGGCAACCUAUUAUUUUUACUGACCAUCCUUUUGAACUGGGUUUAGUUUGAUUCUUCGUGGGUUUUACUUAAUACUUGUAAAUAGGUAUUCAGUGCCUAGGAAGAGCUAAAUGUACAAUUAGCUGGAGCAUCUUAUAGGUUUUUGGCAUCAGGCAGGUUAACCGAGUCCAGUGCAAGCUUGUAUAUCUAGUCCUUUUAUGAAGAGGCCUGGUCUCAGAUUGUAUAGUGUAAUAGGGAGACUUUGUGACUUGUUAUGGAUUUCUUUGUGGUCUCAUAGUGGAAAGGAUUCUUUAGUUGUUUUGACUGACUGUUCCUGAAUAUUUUGCACAUUGCUAAUGAUUUUUUAUAGCAUUAGCCAUGAUCCCACAACAGAACAUAUGACAUGCUUAAAGCUGUGUUCCUUUUGGUAGAUCUCUUUGGUGUGUUUGGUGCAUUUUGGAUAUGGUCUCCUUUUUGAAUUUUAGCCUGAUACGAAAUUUCUUGUGGCGCAGAACUUUCAACAAGGUGUUAAAGAUGUGGAUGUGUGGAAAAAUUUUUUCCAAGGGAAAUUGACGUAUGUGCAUUGGACUAAAGGUGAGGAGAUGGCCCCAACAAUUGGACCUCAGGGUGGUACUCUUCUCGUCAGGAGGUUAAUUUCACCAGAUUCAAGCAGGGUUGACGUUGGAGAUGUUGUAGUGUUGAAGGAUCCUGAAAAUUCAGAUAAUUUAAUAGUCCGGAGAUUAGCUGCUGUUGAAGGGUAUGAAAUGGUGUCCAAAGAUGAAAAAGAUGAGCCUUUUGUUCUAGAUGAUGAUGAAUGCUGGGUGGUUGCUGACAAUGAAAAUAUGAAGCCAAAGCAGGAAGCAUAUGAUAGCCGGACGUUUGGACCUGUUUCAAUGUCAAACAUCGUAGGUAGAGUUUUAUAUUGCCUGAGAAAUGCUGUGGAUCACGGUCCAGUAAACAACAGUGAAACUAGCAUGCGGAAGGAUUCCGCAAUACUGGAAGUUGAACUAGAUGUUGAUGAGAUGGUGAAAAAUCACAAAGCGUAGAAUGUACCACAGUAAAAAAAAAAAAGAAGAAAUGUACUGCUCGGCGUGUUUUGAAUGGGGAAGUACAACUGAUCAUCUUCUUAGUCAAUUUUCCUGGCUGGAACUCUCUAUCUCUCUCUUGCAAGUGUAACCACAACAACAAAAGAAUAAGUGCAGUUGGUUUUCUGAACCAAUGGAGGCAGGUUGAGAUCAUAUAAUGUAAUCCAUUGGAAGGGAAGAGGGCUUGAAAAGACACUUGCAUUUGUCUUGGUUUCUGAACAUUCCUUUAAUUUGAGUAGCAUGUCCAUUGUUUGUUUGGACAAUUUGUGGUCUGAAAUCAAUUGGAAAAAUUAUUUGAAGUUGCUGUUAGGCCUUUUCCAUCUUUUGUUGUUAAGAGGAAUUAUUUCAACUCAGAUUUGCCAAUUAAUUAAACAAGGCUUCACUUCUCUCUCCCUCUCACCGUGGGACUUGUCCAGGGGAUUUUCAUAUGGGGAACUCUAGAAAAAAGAGAGGAAAAAAAAAACCUAAGUUAAAAAAAAAGAAAGAAUAAAUAGUAUUAGUAUUUCAAUUUCAUCACCUCAUAAUUAAAAUAUGAUCCUCUGUGCUACUUUCUUGUGAUACUCAUUAUGACACGAUUCAAUUGCUACUAAUUAAUUAUAUAAUUUGUGCUAAUACAUA
This is a messenger RNA of Oldenlandia corymbosa var. corymbosa, 2368 nucleotides long. Lineage: Eukaryota; Viridiplantae; Streptophyta; Magnoliopsida; Gentianales; Rubiaceae. The record is from the annotation of a GenBank genome assembly.